Molecule: messenger RNA, 3418 nt
Organism: Cucurbita pepo subsp. pepo (vegetable marrow)
Lineage: Eukaryota; Viridiplantae; Streptophyta; Magnoliopsida; Cucurbitales; Cucurbitaceae
Biological process (GO): protein phosphorylation
Molecular function (GO): receptor serine/threonine kinase binding; ATP binding; protein kinase activity
Source: RefSeq, a predicted model, not a curated record
GCUCACAUCUCUUCUUCUACUCCCACCCUACUUCCUAACCAACGCUUUCUCUCUCAAAUUCUCUCCCAUUUUCGGACUGAAAUCGCCAUUGAAAUGAAGCUUCUUCUGCUCCUCUUUCUCCUUCUUCACCUUCAUACCCAUCUCUCCCAUUCUUCUCACUUGCCUGAAUUUCGUGCUCUUCUAUCUCUCAAAACCUCCCUCUCCGAUGACUCUCACUCGCCGCUUUCCAACUGGGAUCCUGCUACGCCCCACUGUACUUGGACUGGAGUCGUCUGCGAUUUCCGCCGCCAUGUCGUCGGCCUUGACCUUGCCGGAUUGAAUCUCUCCGGCACUCUUUCUCCUGACCUGGGUAGUCUUCGGUUUCUCGCGAAUCUAUCUCUUGCUGCUAAUCAGAUUUCCGGCCCCAUUCCGCCGGAGAUCUCUGCUAUCUCUCCGCUUAAAUACCUUAACCUCUCGAACAAUCUGAUUAAUGGCACAUUUCCUUUGCAACUCUCCUUGCUUAAGAAUCUGGAGGUUCUUGAUUUGUAUAACAAUAAUAUGUCUGGGAACUUGCCGCUUGUGGUCAUUGAGUUGCCGAAUCUUCGCCAUUUGCAUCUCGGUGGGAACUUCUUCUCCGGUGUGAUUCCGCCGGAGUAUGGAACCUGGCAGUUCAUGGAGUACUUGGCUGUUUCUGGAAAUGAGCUUCAAGGUCCGAUUCCGCCGGAGAUUGGUAAUUUAACGAGGCUUCGUGAACUUUACAUUGGGUAUUACAAUACCUACGAUGGCGGUUUGCCGCCGGAGAUCGGAAACUUAUCGGAGCUGGUUCGAUUGGAUGCGGCAAACUGUGGGUUAAUGGGUGAGAUUCCUCGCGAACUUGGAAAACUUCGGAAAUUGGAUACUCUGUUUCUUCAGGUGAAUGGGUUUUCUGGGCCUUUGAUUCCAGAGCUUGGGAGCUUAACCGAGUUGAAAUCCAUGGAUUUGUCUAACAACAUUCUUGUUGGGGAGAUUCCGGACUCGUUCUCUCAACUCAAGAACUUGACGCUUUUGCAUCUGUUCAGGAAUAAGCUUCAUGGAGCUAUUCCACAGUUCAUCGGUGAGUUAACGGAGCUGGAAGUGUUGCAGUUGUGGGAAAAUAACUUCACCGGCUCUAUUCCUUAUAAUUUGGGGAAGAAUGGCAAGCUUGUUGUUCUUGACAUUUCGUCGAACAAGUUGACUGGAACUUUACCUCCCGAUAUGUGCCAUGGAAACCGGCUUCAAACUCUGAUUACCCUCGGGAAUUUCUUGUUCGGUCCAAUCCCUGAAUCUCUCGGUCGAUGCGAAUCAUUGAGCCGUAUUCGAAUGGGGGAAAAUUUUCUCAAUGGUUCGAUUCCGAAGGGUCUGUUCAGUCUGCCAAAUCUUUCCCAAGUUGAGUUGCAGAACAAUUUCCUCACCGGAGAGUUUCCGGUCACUGAUUCUGUCUCAGCGAAUCUCGGCCAAAUUAGUCUCUCAAACAAUCGCCUCUCGGGAUCCCUUCCACCGAUGGUUGGAAAUUUCUCCGGUGUCCAGAAGCUUCUACUCGAUGGGAAUAAAUUCUCCGGCCAAAUCCCACCUGAAAUCGGACGAUUACAGCAGUUAUCAAAGAUCGAUUUCAGCCACAACAAAUUCUCCGGCCAAAUCGCCCCUGAAAUCAGCCAAUGUAAGCUCUUAACCUUCGUCGAUCUCAGUCGCAACGAACUCUCCGGUGAGAUUCCGAAUGAAAUCACCACAAUGAGAAUAUUGAACUAUCUGAAUCUCUCAAGAAAUCACUUAAUCGGAAGCGUCCCUGCUUCAAUAUCCUCAAUGCAGAGCUUAACAUCCGUUGAUUUUUCAUAUAACAAUCUCUCCGGUUUAGUUCCGGGCACCGGCCAGUUUAGCUACUUCAACUACACCUCAUUCCUAGGCAACCCAGAUCUCUGCGGUCCAUACUUAGGACCUUGCAGAAAUGGCGUCGACAAUGGCACUCACCCCCCUCAUUUAAAACCCUCACUCUCUGCCUCUGUUAAGCUUCUGCUCGUCAUCGUCUUACUCGUCUGCUCCAUCGCCUUCGCAAUCGCAGCAAUCAUCAAAGCUAGAUCGCUAAAACGAGCGAGCGGCUCUCGAGCUUGGAAACUAACCGCAUUCCAAAGACUAGAUUUCACAGUCGAUGACAUUUUGAACUCCUUGAAAGAAGACAACAUAAUCGGAAAAGGAGGCGCAGGGAUUGUUUACAAAGGUUUUAUGCCGAGCGGUGAUCAUGUCGCCGUGAAAAGGCUUCCGGCAAUGAGCCGUGGGUCGUCCCAUGAUCAUGGAUUCAACGCUGAGAUACAGACUCUGGGGAGAAUUAAACAUCGCCACAUCGUUAGAUUAUUGGGUUUCUGUUCAAAUCACGAAACCAAUCUUCUGGUUUAUGAAUACAUGCCUAAUGGGAGUUUAGGGGAAGUUCUUCACGGUAAGAAGGGCGGCCAUUUGCAGUGGGACACAAGGUAUAAAAUCGCCAUUGAAGCUGCUAAAGGUCUAUGCUAUUUACAUCAUGACUGUUCGCCAUUGAUUGUUCAUCGAGAUGUGAAAUCAAACAACAUUCUUCUGGAUUCUGAUUACGAAGCUCAUGUUGCUGAUUUUGGGCUUGCCAAGUUUCUUCAGGAUUCAGGUACAUCAGAGUGUAUGUCCGCCAUAGCUGGUUCUUACGGAUACAUAGCUCCAGAAUACGCUUAUACACUACGAGUGGACGAGAAGAGCGAUGUUUAUAGCUUUGGAGUAGUACUUUUAGAAUUGGUGAGCGGGCGAAAGCCCGUCGGGGAAUUCGGUGACGGGGUCGACAUAGUUCAAUGGGUUAGAAAAAUGACGAGCCCCAACAACGAAGGGGUGGUGAAAAUCAUCGAUCCACGGCUGUCGUCGGUGCCGCUGAAUGAAGUGAGUCAUAUGUUCUAUGUAGCAAUGCUGUGUGUGGAAGAGCAGGCAGUGGAGAGGCCAACAAUGAGAGAAGUAGUUCAAAUCCUGACAGAGCUGUCGAGGGCACCAAGCUGUAAAGAAGGCGAAGCAACAUCGGCAAUGUCACCACCUGGAACAACGGUGGCGUUGGAUUCACCAAAGAAAACAACACAGCCACCGCCUGAUCUUCUGAGCAUUUGAAAAUUAUAGUACGGAGUUUGUGUACAGUUUAGGGAGAUGGGAUUGGGGAUUGUGGUGGCGGUGGUGGCGUGGUGGUGGUGAGAGUGAGAUGGGUGUCAGUCAUGUCAUUCACCAUCAUCAUCAUUUAGUGGAACAGUAGAGUUAGAGUAGCAAUAGAGAGGUCAGUGUUAAUGGUGCUCUCUGGUUUUUAGUGUGUUAGUAGUAAUGGAAACAGUGUGUUGUUAUGUCAAGGAGGAAGAAGAAGAUGAUGCCCUUUAUAUGGAUCAAUCAGCCAUUUUUCAAGCUUAAUAUAGUCUCUAUUCUUUUCUGUUUC